CCAAGAACGCCUCUUCUUACACUCCUCAGAACAUGACCCAUCCCAAGUUCUAGCUCCCCUUCGUCCUACCCUUUAACAAUCUGUUGUGUCGGUCACCAUGUACGGAAAAAUCAACUCGGCGCUGACGCUACUGCUUGCCGGCUCCGCCUUCAUAACCCGGUCCGUCGUGGAAAGCAAGCUCGUAUUUGCUCACUACAUGGUUGGGACUGUGGAUUCGCAAACCACCCACGCGCAGCAGGAUAUCGACGGUGCUAUCAACGUUGGCUUUGACGCCUUCGCCCUGAAUGUGGGAAGCCCCGGGGCCGACUGGGCAAAGAACACCGUGCAGCAGCUAUUCGACUACGCAGGGGACAAGUCGUUCAAGCUCUUCUUCAGCUUCGACUUCUACGGAAACGGCGACAUCAGCCAACACCAGACUCUGUUCAACCAAUUCAAGGACCAUCCCGCCCACCUUAGGUACGGGCCUAACGACCUACCCGUCGUCUCCUCUUACAGCGGAGGCAGCAUCGGCCCCGAUACCUGGAGGAAUUUCAAGAACACCAACAACGUCUAUCUCAUCCCCAACCCGGAGGCCGACGGGAACUACUACAACAACCCCGCGGCUUUCUUCCAGAGCUGGGGCGAUGCUAUCGACGGCGUGUUCAGCUGGGAGACGGCCUGGCCCGAGACUUCGGAAACACCUACGAAUGUGUCUUCGGCGAGGGACGAGGCGGUCAAGUCGGCCGCAGAUGCCGCCGGCAAGGCUUACGUGAUGGGUCUGUCUUCGCUCCAAUAUAAACACUGCUGCGGCGACUCCUGGUACCGAGGCGGCGAGACCAACUUGCCCGAGCGUAUGGAGCAGAUCCUUUCCGUCUCUCCCGAAUUCACCGAGGUCAUCACCUGGAACGACGCCGGCGAGAGCCACUACAUCGGCCCCUGCUGGGCCGAGGGCCUGACCUCAGAAAUUCUGCAGUACGGCAACUCAGACACGAUGCCGCACUCCGGCUGGCAACCGCUCCUGGCCUCCUUCAUCGACGCCUUCAAAGCCGGCGCCCUCUGGUACCGCGGCGUGCUAACCAGCUGCAGCGGGGACAAGCCGCGGGGCUCGGGGGCCGCCGUCGACGCCGUGAACUACGCCGUGGUGCUCCCGGCAGACAGCGACAGCAACGGCCUCAGCGUGCGCGUGUCGAGCGGCGGACGCGUCCUAGCCACGCAGCCGGUCCGCGGCGGGCUGAACUACAACUCGGUCGCGGGCAUGACGACGGGCGCGCAGAAGAUGGAGCUGAUCGACGGCAGCGGGCGGGUUAUUGCCUCGGCGAACGGCGCCGUGGACGUGUCGAACGAUGCUACUAAUGGGUUCUGCAAUUACAAUUACUACGUUGCCGGGCUGCAGUAGAAUGUAUACCUAUAAUAUUCAGAACCCUUUGUAAAUCUAGUAAAUUAAUACCCGUCUAAACGUCUGAUCGAUUUGAGCAGAGACUCAAGGCAAGGUACUAAUAUGAACAAAACAAUGAGGCACUUCUAAUUAAUAUAGACGACUUGAGCUUAC
This is a messenger RNA of Daldinia vernicosa, 1528 nucleotides long. Its product is annotated as glycoside hydrolase family 71 protein. NCBI's taxonomy places the organism in Eukaryota, Fungi, Ascomycota, Sordariomycetes, Xylariales, Hypoxylaceae. The transcript has 4 exons. The record is from RefSeq and is a predicted model, not a curated record. The coding region runs from base 98 to 1375 and encodes 425 amino acids. Gene Ontology annotation, molecular function: glucan endo-1,3-alpha-glucosidase activity.